AUGCCGGCACUCUCGGGGGCGCCAGCCACAGGGCCGUGGGCAGUGGCGCGAUCAAUCGCCGCACAGUUCCUGAGGCCACGGCAGACGUUCGACACCCCUUAUUCAUCUCCCUCCGAAGACAGCGGCAGCGGCCCGCGGGGCGAAGCGGUCCCGACGGCCGUCAUCAUUAGCGUCGUCGUGUCGAUUGUCGGCUUCUUCGCCAUUGCCACGGGGUUGUUCGUCUUCGCCCGCAAGUGGAAGAGAGACCAGGACAGACGGCACCGCCCAUUCAUCGAGAUGGAGGGCCCGCGGAGACCGGCCACCGCCCGUGGGCCCCGUGAUGCGCCGCCGCCCUACUCGCCGCCGCGCUUCUCCGGGUCCAGAACUGCCACACAACUCCGUGACAGCCUGAGAGUCGGCAGCAGGCCCGACGAUUUUGACGCACUGCGUCCGACGAUGCUGAGUGACGGCGGCCCGGGUGAGGGGACGAAGGGGCCGAGAGUUGCGUCGACCGACUUGUGA
Lasiosphaeria miniovina is the source of this 501-nucleotide messenger RNA. RefSeq lists its product as uncharacterized. NCBI's taxonomy places the organism in Eukaryota, Fungi, Ascomycota, Sordariomycetes, Sordariales, Lasiosphaeriaceae. The record is from RefSeq and is a predicted model, not a curated record. Bases 1 to 501 code for a protein of 166 amino acids. The transcript has a single exon.